Molecule: messenger RNA, 1635 nt
Organism: Racocetra persica
Lineage: Eukaryota; Fungi; Glomeromycota; Glomeromycetes; Diversisporales; Gigasporaceae
Source: the annotation of a GenBank genome assembly
UUAGUUGGUAGAAAUAAUGGUUUACAAACGAGAUACAAUGAAUUGAACCAAAGAUUUGAAAGGAUGGAGGAGGAAAAGGAAGAAUUGAACCAAAAAAUUGAAGAAUUGAGAGGAAGAAUUGAAAGAGAAACGCGACAUUUAGAGGAAGUAAGGAAUGCUCGAAAUGAGGAAAGAUUGCGAGGGGAGGCUUCGGGUUUACGAAUACAAUUAAACGAUAGCCGUCUGCUAUUAACAGAAAGUCAAAACGAAGUGGCUAGGUUAGAAAACAAUGUGAACGAAAAAAAAGCAGAAAUUGAAAAUCUCACCGAUCAACUCAAUACUUUGCAACUAGUAAGCAACAGCAUAGAUAUCCAACUGCAAGUUGCUAAUCGGGAUUUAGAGAGAGUUCAGCAAGAAAGAGACGAAAGAAUAACUGCUACUGAUUUACAAGCAUUACUUUUUGAGAUGGAAAAUAGAGAUAGAGAAGUUACUUCGUUAGGAGAACAGUUGGGACAGUCACGCGAAAGUGGGCUUACGGAAAAACUUCGUAAUAAGGGACAGAAACUAGAAAACUUUACUCAUCGUUUAGGGAUGGAGUUGGGACAAAUCCAACUUUUACAGGACAUUUACAAUGAGUUGGUUCGUUCUCGCAAAAACGGAAAUAUGAAUGGUAUUAGAGAAAACCAGAAUCUUAUUGGAGAAAUCAAACAAAAUUUUUUACAGGACCGCAUUCACCUUGAUGAUGUUCAGGGAAUAUGCGAUAAGUGUGAAGAAAUUGCUGAAUUAAAUUUGCAAUUAGAACAGCAAUUUGAAGCCCGACAAGAAAAAUUAAAAUAUGAAACUGGGUUUACUACUGGCUCUGGUGGUUAUGAUUAUGCCGAGGAACUUCGAAGACGCCGAGAAGCAAUGGAGGAGGAAUUGGCAGACAUCAACGAUAAGUUGAAAAAAAUAAGAGAAAUAGAAAAACACUUGGCUCGUUGUGCUACAAUUGAUGCGAUAAAAAUUGAAAUGUCAUUAAAGGGAGUUUGGCAUAAACACAUUGAUAGCAAAAUCGGAGACGAUGAAAACAGCGAUGGCAUCGAUACUAGUGAAUUAGAUAAGUUUAAAAAAUUAAUACUUAAUUUUAUUAGAGAUAAAAAAAUACAACUUGACGAGGAAAAAAUGAGAAAGGCCAAUUCUGACCUGGAAAGAACCAAAAUUAAGGAAAUUGGAGCCAUCGAAAGAGAAUUGGAGAAUAAAAAUCUAAAAGUUGAGGAUUUGAAUGAAGAAUAUCAAGAUUAUGAAGAAAAGAUUAAUAAUUUAACUAAAAUAUUUAAAAUCCGUUCUUUGGCCGAUAAAAUUAUCCGACAUAUUCAUAGUAAAAACGAGAAAAAAUUUGAGUCAAAAAAAAGUUUUGAUUAUAAAAAACCAGACAUGCCCGAAGAAUCUCCAUUAGAACCAAUUGAAAAGGAUGACGAAGAUUUGAUAAAAAGGAUUGAAGAAUUGGAAGCUGAAGUUAGACAAUUAAGAGAAGAAAAGGGAAGUGUGAAAGAAGAUGAAUUGCCCGAAUUUUAUCGUCCGAAAAAAAGUUCUUCUGCCGAUGAGUUCGUGGUUGGAGCAGCAAUGAUGGUGGUAGCAGGAUUAGUGAUAGCAGUAUUGAUUAUAAGAAAGAAAAAG